Messenger RNA from Ooceraea biroi (clonal raider ant), 1109 nucleotides. RefSeq names its product SMC5-SMC6 complex component Non-SMC element 1 (gene Nse1). NCBI's taxonomy places the organism in Eukaryota, Metazoa, Arthropoda, Insecta, Hymenoptera, Formicidae. Gene Ontology annotation, cellular component: nucleus; Smc5-Smc6 complex. The record is from RefSeq and is a predicted model, not a curated record. Gene Ontology annotation, biological process: double-strand break repair via homologous recombination. Gene Ontology annotation, molecular function: ubiquitin-protein transferase activity.
UCUUGAUAGGCGCUAAUCUUGGCUAACCUAACGAAUUGUGCUUGUGUGCUUAUCUUUAGUAUCAAUAUCUCGUUGAAUUGGAAUUUAUUAGAACAUUUACAGUUAUUGUUAGCUGCUUUAUGAAUUUCAAUUGAUAAUUGUCUUCAUUGUAAUUCAUUGUAGUUUAUGUAAUUUAAUUGAACUUGUUUAAUUUGUCAGAAUAUUAAUUUACUUUAAGGAUGGUCUAUAAUAACAAACAUAAAAUUGUUUUACAAACUAUUAUGCACAAAGGCGCUUUAAGUGAAAAUGACGGAAAGGAAUUAAUAAUGAAGUUAUUUGAUCACAGCAAUACAACACGAAUAAUAAGCGAGAUAAAUGCAAAAUUACAACCAUUAUGUAUGACAAUAAAAUGCACAAAUUGUGAAAUCACUGGUCAACUAUAUUGGAUUUUUGCAAGUAUGGUACAAGAUAAAACUGCUAGUUUUGAUUCUGAAUUUACUCAAGCUGAAUUAGCUCUUUUGCGUAACGUAUAUUCUGAAAUUGUUACUUCUGAUAGUAACUGUGUAUCGAGUACAUGGUGCCUUAAUUUAUGUUCGUCGUUGAAUCUGAAACUAAGCAAGGCUAAUGCUGAACAAUUUUUACAUGAAAUGAUCAACAGGAAAUGGUUGUUUUGUAAGAAUGGCAAAUACUAUAUGGGAGUAAGAAGCAUUGCAGAGCUGUGUCAAUAUUUUAAGGAUACAUAUGAGGAUAAUCUUCGGACUUGCACUUUAUGCAAACAAAUUUUAUUUUAUGGUGAAAAGUGUGACAAAUGUGAUACAACUACACAUAUUUAUUGCUUAAAAGAUUAUACAAUGAAUCACGGUGGCCUGGGAUGUCCUAAUUGUCAUUAUUCUGUCUCUGAACCUGAUAAUUCUAAUAAUACUAACAAUUCAACGAUGGAUCUUGAUACGGACAUUGAAAUGGUCGAACCAGCGAAAUCUAAUCAGAAGAGAAAAUUACGAAGAAAAUGUAAGGAUUAGAAUGAGGUAUCACUUAACUCCUUACAGAAAACAUACUUUUCACGUUAAUAUAUUAAAUAUUCCGUAAUAGUCAUGUAUUUAUUUUUACAUAAAACUGUAUUCAUUAAUAUU